UAAAAGCUGGGCAUCUCAGCAUGUACAGCUGCUCCUACAGUUUUGGGAAGGAGCACAAGUUCCACUGGGUGGGAAGGAUUUCCAGGUUUAGGGGUUGUGUGUAGGGACUGAAUGCUUGGUGUGGAUAGGCCCUGAUGUCCAUUCCUUAUUCAGAAUAAUAAAAUACUCACAGUGAGUAAUACUUAAAAUAACAGAUGAAGUCAUGAGCACGUUGGAGAUACCCAGGGCUUUGGAUGGGAUUGCACUGAUAGGUGUGUCAGGCCAGAGGCACAAUGUAGAGCAAGGGGGAGUUUGUCAUUGCCUUCAUUCAUUAACUGUCUGGGCCCGAAAUUUGGACAAAGUGACUCAGCGCUUGCAAGCUGACAGAACUGUGCCUUUGGAGAGUAGGGCUGGGCUGAAUGAGACACCAGGGAAGGCAAACUCCUUUUCAGGACAGGAGCCUGUGGCUCUCGCUGGCACAAGUGGAAGGGAUGAGCAGAGCAGAUGUGUCCCCCUGCACAGAUUCAGCACCCAGCAAGAGCCUCUAGGAAAUUGUCUGUGGAGCCAGCCUUGCAGCCACUCUCCCUCCAGGUGCUGUGGGCCUGUUUGCAUCCAACAACCUCCUUGCACGGUCUUCCAUCUUGCAAGCAGUUACCUGGCAAGAAAGCAUGCAAAGACACAAAACACUUGGCGCAGGGAGGGCAUGCACUGCUAUUCACAGCCACGGUCCCCACCCACGGGUGCUAGGAGUCUGAUAGGGGAGCACCUUAUCAGGCACUUGGCAGAGCAGCAUUCAAUCCUGCCCCAGAGCUGGGACAAGCAGCAGCUCCAUCUCCACCCCGACGCAGGGGUGAAUGCCCUGCUGACGUCAGGAGGCCUUACUUCAUUUCCUGGCACAGGGACCAUAUUUUCAUAGCUGUGUGCUGUCAGAGAGGAGAGGCGGUGGAACUGGAAUAGGUGUGCUCAGCCCCACCUCCUCAGCCCUCCAGCUGUUAAAGCUCCCAAGGAGGGUGAGCGUGAGACUGCUGCUCAGCCGGGGUUACAGACGCAGAGGUGACUGUGUAACCGGUGUACUGGGAACUUGCCUCUUCUAGCUGGAGCCUCCCUGUUGCCUUCUUCGGGCAGGACCCAGAAAGCUUUGUGGAAACAUUUCAAGGGGAGGUUGUUCAAGAACACAAAAGGAUGAUGUCGCCUCCCCGAGGCUGCGGCAGCAUUGCUGCUGACUAUUACCUGCUCUGUGACAUGGAGAAGGCCUGGGGGAUUGUCCUGGAGUCGCUGGCUGCAGCUGGCAUCCUCAUCACCAUUUUCCUCAUCUGCUCACUCUUCUUUCUCAUCUGUAAAAUCCAAGACAACAGCAAGCGACACAUGGUCUCCAUCUAUUUCUUCUUUCUCUUAGGAACGCUAGGCAUUUUUGGUCUCACUUUUGCCUUCAUCAUUAGACUCAAUGACAGGACUCGCCCCACUCGCUUCUUCCUAUUUGGAGUCAUCUUUGCUCUCUGCUUCUCAUGCCUCCUCACCCAUGCCUGCAACCUCAACAAACUAGUGAGAGGAAGAAAGCCCUUCUCCUGGCUGGUGCUGCUGCUCCUCAUUGUUUCCUUUGCCCUGGUACAAGUUGUGAUCAACAUUGAGUACUUAGUCACCAUGCUAGUAAACCAGAAAGACAUAUUUCUGAAUAUGUCUCCAGAGAACACCAACAAGGACUUUGUUAUGCUUUUGAUCUAUGUGCUCUUCUUGAUGGCUCUGACCUUCUUGGUUUCUAUGUUCACAUUCUGUGGGUCAUACAAAAGCUGGAAGAGGCACGGGGCCCACAUCUUUGUCACUAUCCUGUUCUCCAUUGCCAUUUGGGUAGUGUGGAUCACUAUGCUCACAAAAGGCAACACGGUUUUAAAGAAACGUAGCUGGGAUGAUCCUGUCGUGGCCAUUGCUCUGGUGUCCAAUGGAUGGAUUUUCCUGAUAAUGUAUAUCGUCCCUGAAAUUUGUUUCCUCACUGCACCUCUGAAGCUGGGAGACUACCCUCCAGAAAAUGACUUCUGCCAACCCAAGUUCAUAAAACAGACAAUUGGAGUGGACAACCGUGCCUAUACCCAAGAUGAAAUUGUGCAAGGAGACGAAGGAGACCGCAGCUACUCCCCAUACUCUUCUCACUUUCAGAUGAAGACCAUCGAACCCCAAAAUGAUUUCUCCAUCCCUCGGCCCAAGGCUCGGACAAGCCCAUACCAUGACUACACUGGUGGGAAAGGCCCCAUGUAGCAGCUCCACAGUGAGCAAAGAGACUACGUGCCUGUCAGCAGAGGCGUGGGGAAUAGGCCAUGUGGUGACAAAUCAGUCAAUCCUGCAGAAGAGACAGAGUCAACCCACACUGGCAAAAGAAGAGAGGGGUCCUCAUUUCCCCUCACAGGCACCCUUGUAGCCCAUUCUCAUUCCUCAGACACAGCUUUCAGACACCACUCUGGCUAUCCUGUUCCUGCUCAUUCUGUUUCUCCCUGGGAUGGAACUCAUCUCUUCUGACAGAGGAACAUGCUGGGAAGAGCCUGUCCUGGCCUAUUUUCAGCAGGAAUGCUGUAGGGCUGGAGCAGCAGGAAGAUCAUCAGCUGGGUCUGAGUCCAGCCAGGACUCAGUUCAUGGUGUCUGCACACCAUGUCUCACAGGAGAAGAGUCAGGAGCAGGAGCAUCAGCCCUACACAUCCCCACUCCUGCCCACCUGUGAACACAUUUCAGGUACUACCAAAACCACCCUCAUCUAUUCACUGUUACUUUUGUGCCCACUCCUAGCCCUGCCUGGCUCUCCUCCAGAGUUCAGUGCAGAAGAGACAGAGAGAGAGAGAAUAUUCCUUUUUUAUUUUUCAUGUUCACUUCCAACCCCACCCUCAUCACCUAGAAACCAUGGUGGAGAUGGGGAAGAAAAUUUAAAGACAUAAAAAUAUCUACACCUAUUUAUUCUGACACAUUUUCUGAUUUGUGGUCUAGCAUCAGCCUCCCUCCUAGCUCUGACACCUGAUCAUGCACCCUAGCUGAGCUCCCCAGAGUGCCUACCCAAACCCACAAACCCUCCCUCCCCACCCCUGCCACCCCAGGCUGUGGAUCCCUGCAGACAAAACCUCUUCCAUGCAGCUGCUUGCAAUACCCUGGUGGGAUUUAAUCCCAUGCAGUUUAGAGAUCUGCCUCCUCCAGAGUGUGUCUGUGGCAUUAACAUGAACAUUUCCCAAGAAGCCAGGUUACAGAGGGCAGAUGCCCUUCUUCCCAGGAGUAAGCAUGCAUAAGCAUGUGCGUGUGUGUGCGUGUGCACACCAUGUGUACUGCACCCUAGUGAUGAGCAAUGAGUCUGCAGAGUUGAAUCAUUCCGUAGCCUGCUUUGCAUUUGGUAAAUAGUUUGCCAUGAUAUUUCAUAUAUAAAUACAUAGAGCUCUCGAAGUGGGUGUUUAUGGUACACUGGUGUCUGACACAGAUAUAUAUAUAUUUAUUUAGUAGUUUGUAUGUGGAAUAUUUAAUUAAUAAAAGCCCAAAC
Messenger RNA from Athene cunicularia (burrowing owl), 3484 nucleotides. Its product is annotated as retinoic acid-induced protein 3-like. The record is from RefSeq and is a predicted model, not a curated record. Gene Ontology annotation, molecular function: protein kinase activator activity; G protein-coupled receptor activity. Gene Ontology annotation, biological process: G protein-coupled receptor signaling pathway. Gene Ontology annotation, cellular component: plasma membrane; extracellular exosome; signaling receptor complex. The transcript is spliced from 4 exons. Bases 1162 to 2229 code for a protein of 355 amino acids. Lineage: Eukaryota; Metazoa; Chordata; Aves; Strigiformes; Strigidae.